AUGGCCGGCACACGAAACUAUGACUUCCUCAUCAAGCUCCUGCUGAUCGGCGACUCGGGCGUGGGCAAGUCGUGCUGCUUGCUGCGCUUCAGCGAGGACUCGUUCACGCCGUCCUUCAUCACCACCAUCGGCAUCGACUUCAAGAUCCGGACCAUCGAGCUCGACGGCAAGCGGGUGAAGCUGCAGAUCUGGGAUACCGCAGGGCAGGAGCGCUUCCGCACCAUCACCACCGCCUACUACCGCGGUGCCAUGGGCAUCCUGCUGGUCUACGAUGUCACCGAUGAGCGUUCCUUCAACAACAUCCGGACUUGGUUCUCGAACGUGGAGCAGCACGCGACGGAGGGCGUGAACAAGAUCCUGAUCGGCAACAAGUGCGACUGGGAGGAGAAGCGCGCGGUGUCGACGGAGCAAGGGCAGGCGCUCGCCGACGAGCUGGGCAUCCCCUUCCUCGAGGUGUCGGCCAAGAGCAACAUCAACGUGGACAAGGCGUUUUACUCUCUGGCGGCCGACAUCAAGAAGCGCAUCAUCGACACGGCGCGCAGCGACCCGACGCCCGGCCAGGGCAGCAGCGGCGUCAACGUCAACGAUUCGGGCGCCAACGCGGGCAUGGGCGGCAAGUGCUGUUAG
Molecule: messenger RNA, 627 nt
Organism: Diplodia corticola
Lineage: Eukaryota; Fungi; Ascomycota; Dothideomycetes; Botryosphaeriales; Botryosphaeriaceae
Product: gtp-binding protein sas1
Exons: 3
Coding region: 1-627 (208 amino acids)
Biological process (GO): protein localization to plasma membrane; protein secretion; regulation of exocytosis
Cellular component (GO): endosome; plasma membrane
Molecular function (GO): GTPase activity; GTP binding
Source: RefSeq, a predicted model, not a curated record